AUGGCUUCGCAAACUCCCAUCAACCGGCUGGUGCAACAGGUCGAUGGCCUAACCCUCGACUCCGUCGCCGAGAAGUUCCCGAACUGCUAUCCCGAGAUCAACCCCUUUGACCUCUACCGCGCCCAUCUUACGAACAUACUUGCCAUAAUUACCGGCGUCGACUCCAAAAUCAUCUAUCCCAGUCUGUCAUGGACCCAGGGUCUAGACAAGGGAGAUCUUGUUCUUGCUGCGCCUGCGCUGAGGAUCAAGGGCAAGAAGCCUGACGAAUUGGUUUUGGAAUGGGCUGAGAAGUUUCCCGGAAAUGACCCGCUCUUCGAGAAACCUACGGUCCACGGCUACUUCAUGUCUUUUUUUGUCAAGGGCGCUCCCCUCGUUCAAGCUGUCAUUCCCAUGAUUCGCCACUACCGCGGGGACUACGGCUGCAACAAAUUUCACGGUUUGAAGGACCCAAAGGAUCCCUCAAAAGGCAAGAAACGCAUCAUCGUCGAGUUCUCCUCACCCAACAUCGCCAAGCCCUUCCAUGCCGGCCAUCUCCGGAGCACAAUUAUUGGCGGAUUUCUGGCCAACCUGUACCAGGGAGCGGGAUGGGACGUUAUUAGAAUCAACUAUCUCGGCGACUGGGGGAAACAAUACGGUCUUCUGGCCUUGGCCUUUGAGAAGUAUGGCGACGAAGAAGCGCUCAAUAAAGAUCCCAUCAACCACCUGUUUCAGCUUUACGUGCGCAUCAACAGCGAAAUGUCAGCCGAGAAGGAGCAGAUCGAGAAGCGGAAAGCUGAUGGCGACGACGUGACCGAGCUGGAGGCCAACAGCUUGGAUGAGCAGGCCCGUCGGUACUUCAAGAAGAUGACAGACCGAGAUCCAGCAGCCAUCGCUCAGUGGAAGAGGUUUCGCGAUUUGAGCAUCAAACGUUACCAGGACACUUACGCCCGCCUCAAUAUUCACUUUGACGAGUACAGCGGUGAGAGCCAGGUGUCUGAAGAGGCCAUGAACGCGGUCGGAAAGGAGAUGGAGGCUAAGGGCAUCUGCAAAGAGGAUAAGGGCGCUAUGAUAGUCAACUUCCAGGAGCUCGUCCCCGGGAAAGAAGGCAAGCGGCUGGAGAAGCCAAUCAUCAGGAAGAAAGACGGGACCGCUCUGUACCUGACCCGUGACAUCAGCGAGCUCCUCAGCCGCCAUGAGAAGUACCAGUUUGACCAGAUGAUUUACGUGGUAGCGUCUGCUCAGGAUCUCCACCUGAAGCAGCUGUUCAAGAUCAUCGAACUGCUGGGCCACAAGGACAUUGCGGACAAGUGCCUGCACAUUAACUUUGGCCUGGUCCUCGGCAUGAGCACCCGCAAAGGCACCGUCAAAUUCCUCGACGAUAUCCUCCGCGAUGUCGCCGACAAGAUGCACGAAACCAUGAGGAAGAACGAGGACAAGUAUGCUCAAGUUGAGAACCCCGAGGCGACAGCAGAUACCCUGGGCAUCAGCAGUGUCAUGGUUCAAGACAUGACUGGCAAGAGGAUUAACAACUAUACAUUCAACAUGGAUGCCAUGACCUCGUUUGAGGGUGACACCGGGCCGUAUCUGCAGUACGCACAUGCUCGCGUCUCGUCCAUCAAGCGACGGGCAGGUCUCAGCGACGAGGAUCUGGCUAGCGCCGAUCUCUCACUGCUUACCGAACAGCAUGCUAUCAACAUCGUCCGGUUGCUCGCUCAGUGGCCUGAUACGGUGCAGAACACCAUGAGGACGCUGGAGCCGACAACUGUCCUGACAUACUUGUUCAAGAUGACGCACGCGCUUAGCAGCAGCUAUGACCACCUCCAGGUUGUAGGCAGUGAGCGGGAGUUGAUGAAGGCCCGGAUGGCCCUGUACGAGGCAGCCCACAUAGUCCUGGGCAAUGGAAUGAGAUUGCUGGGACUGACCCCGGUCGACCGGUACGUGUUGGAUUCUCCCCCUCUCCCCGUCCACCCGCACCCCUACUGGCUGGCCUUCAGGGACUGA
This is a messenger RNA of Canariomyces notabilis, 1980 nucleotides long. Its product is annotated as arginyl-tRNA synthetase. The transcript is spliced from 3 exons. Gene Ontology annotation, cellular component: cytoplasm; mitochondrion. The record is from RefSeq and is a predicted model, not a curated record. Gene Ontology annotation, biological process: mitochondrial translation; arginyl-tRNA aminoacylation. Gene Ontology annotation, molecular function: ATP binding; arginine-tRNA ligase activity. Bases 1 to 1980 code for a protein of 659 amino acids. NCBI's taxonomy places the organism in Eukaryota, Fungi, Ascomycota, Sordariomycetes, Sordariales, Chaetomiaceae.